Messenger RNA from Gordionus sp. m RMFG-2023, 714 nucleotides. RefSeq lists its product as uncharacterized. Gene Ontology annotation, molecular function: DNA helicase activity. Gene Ontology annotation, biological process: DNA repair; telomere maintenance. Lineage: Eukaryota; Metazoa; Nematomorpha; Gordioida; Chordodea; Parachordodidae. The transcript has a single exon. Bases 1 to 714 code for a protein of 237 amino acids. The record is from RefSeq and is a predicted model, not a curated record.
AUGACUAAACACGCUUUGCGAUGCAUUGACCGAUUACUUAAAGACAUUAUGAAAAAUUCCCACCCAUUUGGCGGAAAAGUAAUUUUAUUAGGUGGUGAUUUUAGACAGACUUUACCAGUAGUGCCUAAAGGCUCCAAAGUCGAUAUUAUAGAGUCCUGUAUAAAAAGUUCAUAUUUAUGGAGUCAUUUUAAAAUAAUACAUUUGAUUGAUAAUAUGCGUAUUUCAUCAGAUCAAGUUGAUUACAAUGCUUGGUUACUUAAAAUUGGAGAUGGGCUAUCACGCAGCAAUUCUGAUCUUCCUGCAAAUAGUGUUGAAAUCCCACCUUAUUUGCUUGAAAAUGAUUCAUUAAUAAAAUGUGUGUAUGGUAAUUCUAUAGAAAUUGCUGAUAUAGAUAGUCUUUCUACUAAAAUAAUAUUAACCACCAAAAAUAAAAUUGCACUUACCCUCAACAACGAUAUCAUUAAUAUAAUUUCAGGCCCUAUCAAACAUUAUUAUAGUGCAGAUUCCAUUGAAAGCGAUAAUAAGGAUGAUAUAAUGAAUUUUCCACUAGAAUUUUUGCAUUCACAAACUCCAUCCGGUAUGCCACCUCACAAGCUAACACUUAAGGUUGGUACAAUUGUUAUGCUAUUACGCAACUUGAGCCCAAAGAAAGGACUUUGUAAUGGUACCCGUUUAAUCAUACGACAUUUACAUAUUAAUUUGAUGAGGUAUUGA